AUGUUGCUGCAACGCUCUCUCCUCUGCUUCUCCCUGACCUGGAAGCAGCAGCUGCACGGAGAACCGCUGAUGCAGUCCCCCCCCAUCCGUGCAGGCCGCCAGCUGGGCGCGCACCGGCCCGCCUGGGCGGCUGCCUGGGUCGAGGCGGCUCUCUCGGGCGGCCUGGCCUCCCUGCCGCCGCCCGUGCCUGGCGCACGCGUCACUCCGCCCAACGGUGUGCCCAGGACUGGGGUCGCCCCCAGCAGCAGUCCCGCGCUGGCCGCCAGGUCGCUGCUGAGCGGUGGCGGGAGGCACGGUACCCGGCGGGCAGGCGCAGUCGUCACCACCCCGGCCCCUCCCCUCCUGCAAGCUCGGGCCGAAGGGCAGAGCCCCGCAAGGCGCAGGGAGGCCACGGGGGCAGGGCCGGCAGGCGACGAGGGGCAGCCCGACAAAGGCGACCGCGGUCGGGCCAGCAUGCUUGCGGAGGCUGGCGAGGCCGGGGAAGGCAGCGCCGCCCAAGAAUGGCAGCAGGGCAGCAGCACGAGGGCGACCUACCCGGCGGCCCCAGCAGAGCACACCGGAGAGGCGCUCUCUGCUACGGGCAACCGGCCGGAGGAUGGCGGGUCCUGCCCGGAGGCCGUUGGGCCGGCUCUCGAGGCCUGGGUGCGCGAGGGCGCGGAGCGACAGCUGGUGGCGCUCGUGGAGCGGGUGCUGGAGGAGGCGGGUGGCAGCCCGCUCGGGACAGGCGGGAGGAGGUCUGGGGGGGCGGCCACGGAGUUGCUGACGCUGCUGCAUCGAGCUCACAAGCAGCUGGCAGAGGUCGAGGCGGCGAGCGCCGACUACGCAAUGAGGGCCAAGGCAGCCACAGCGAGGGACGAGAUCGUAAAACACGUGACAGCGUACGUCAGUAGUUAACCCAAAGAGAUACUCAUGACGGCACGAGAUCACUGCCCUAAAUCGUCUUUCGGGUCACGGCUCACAGCGGAAGGUUCAGCAGAACCCAGAGUAGAGGUUACGAGAUCUGUAUACUUUUGAGAGGCACGCAACAGGUGUAGAGAACAUGAGAUAUGAGGCCCGCUGCGCAGUGCUAGCUGGCAACCAAAUUCAAUUGACAGUAAAGUUGAGGCCAAAUUGUGAGGUACAGUUGUACGGACGCAUACGAAUGCACCAAAUUUGUGGGAUCUAUGCAACGUACAGCCUGGCCACCAUGCU
Messenger RNA from Klebsormidium nitens, 1191 nucleotides. NCBI's taxonomy places the organism in Eukaryota, Viridiplantae, Streptophyta, Klebsormidiophyceae, Klebsormidiales, Klebsormidiaceae. The record is from the annotation of a GenBank genome assembly.